AUGCUCCAAUGUCAGCACGUGUAUGGACCUGACUCUCCAUUCUCCAAGGCCUAGAGUGGACAAAUUAAAAGGUCUUCUUUUUAAUCAUUAUUAUUUAUUUAUCUUCCUUACUUUCAUCAUCAUCAUCUACUUCUCUUGUUUUCCCUAAAUUUUAUUUAAUAUUUAUCCUUUUUUCCUUUUAGAAAAUUUCCACUUUUUUCUACUUAAUUAAAUUAUGCUGUCCAUUAAUUGGAGACACUAAACUUAGACACCUGGGCUGAAUUUGGCCCAUUCACACCUGGUUAAUUUGGUGGGCUUUUGAGCUUCGGCCAGUCAGGGCAGAAGGCCCAAAGGUAGCUGGGCUUCGGCCCAAGAUCAAUCAAUGGACUCUCUAUGGGCUUUAGAAAUCGACGGCACACUAAAUUAGGGCUUAGCUUAGUGGCGGGAUAACCCCAUCCAAUGGCGCCUUACGGUUGCGCUCUGGUCUUGGCCAUUGCAGUUUCUCCCGCCAAGAUCACAAGCUUCAACGGUCUUCACUAUCCAAUAUUUUCCACUUUUCCUUCUUUCGUAAAGCCCUUCGUUAAUUAUACCUUAACCUCGUCGUUCAUUUACAGAGCCACCCCGAUCCCGGCCAGCUAUGUUUACCCAGAACCGAUACCAGAAUUUGCAGAAGUUGAAACCCAGAAAUUUAAGGAGCAGUUAUCGAAGAAACUAGCGAAGGAUCGUGAAACAUUUGGGAACGACCUCGAUUCGGUUGUGGAUGUUUGCUCGAAGAUAUUUGGUGAAUACUUGCAUGUGGAGUACGGAGGUCCUGGGACAUUAUUAGUGGAGCCUUUCACUAAUAUGUUUAUUGCUCUCAACGAGAGGAAAUUACCUGGAGCGGCUUUGGCCGCAAGAACUUCGCUCCUAUGGGCUCAAAACCAUCUAGAUCAUGAUUGGAACAUUUGGAACUUCAAAGGAAGGCUCAAAUGAUUUGUUUCUUGUUGUUACAUUUGUGAAGAUCCUUGUA
This is a messenger RNA of Benincasa hispida (wax gourd), 988 nucleotides long. RefSeq names its product protein PLASTID REDOX INSENSITIVE 2, chloroplastic-like. The record is from RefSeq and is a predicted model, not a curated record. NCBI's taxonomy places the organism in Eukaryota, Viridiplantae, Streptophyta, Magnoliopsida, Cucurbitales, Cucurbitaceae. Gene Ontology annotation, biological process: regulation of gene expression.